AUGAAGCUACGCCCAAACCGAACCCGCGGCCUACUCACCGCGGGGCUCCUCUCUACACUAUGGGCAACUGCAACAACGGCACAUUCCUGGCCCGAGCAGACAAGACGCCUAUCACCGAACGGCGUCAUGAUCGGGGAUCCGGGCUAUGACAGAGCACAUACCGAAAGGGGCCAGGGACCGCAGGAGGACUGGCUGAUACCACCGAACGGCAGACCCGGCGGCAAGACGAUCCUCCCCGACGACAAGCUAGUGAAGCCUAGCCAGCGCCAGCUGACCGCCGCGAGCUAUAGCAGCAAAUAUCCCAUGCUCAAGGUGGCCCCGGGCGAUUAUGUUGCUAUCCUGUACGCCGAAAACGGCCACGUCACCCGCCCGGACGUGACAACGCCCCUCAAGCCCAUCAAUCGUGGCACCGUCUACCUCUACGGGACCACUCAGACCGAUCUCUCCAACACCAACCUCGUCGAUGUUCACCUGAAGUGGACCGCCGACGGCAGCGGUGGCGAUAAGAAGGGCAGGCUCCUGGCGACACGGAACUUUGACGACGGGCAGUGCCACGAGGUAAUCCCAAACGUCGGGGAUCCCGAGGGCAUCUCCACAUACCGUACGAAAUUCAUCAGCAACUCCGAUGCCCUACUCUGCCAGUCGGACGUGCAAAUCCCAUUCGACGCCCCCGUCGGGCAGGUUAUGUCCGUCAUCUGGGUAUGGGACUGGCCUGACAUGAGUGUACAGGGCGUGGCCGUGCCGCCCGCGAGCCACCCAGGCAACUCCACAACGAAUGGCGAGCCCUUCGUGACCAUACCCGAGAUUUACACGGGCGUGGUCGACUUCAGCAUCGUGGACCCCUGCGACGACAGUCUCGGCGAUAUCAAGGGCCCAACCUGCAACAAGACAAAAGCCUCCUCCAAGAGCGCGCCCGAGGCGCAGAGCUCGGCGAGCAAAGGCAUCCCCGCUCAGAUGAGGAACCCAUUUCAAGUUCUCGUCCCGCAGGCCGGUGCCGGAGUGAGCCAAGCAACCGCCGACCCGGCCGACAUACCCCUGCGGCCCCUGAUCGGCAAAACGGCCAACCUGCAGUUCCCUCUUCCCGCCUCCAUCCUAGCCGCCCAAGGCAAAGGCCAACCGCAGGGAGGCGGUGGCGGUAACGCAACACACACGCCGACAGCGACGACCUCGGGGACUUCCUCUCCCACCACGAGCCUACCCGUUCCAACCAGCCAGACAUCGUCCGGAAUCAGCCCGUCAAUUGUGACUGUCACGGUCACGCUCGGCAACUCCCAGCUUCCCGCCUACAGUCACGCCAUUCAUGAUGCGCAAGCCUAG
This is a messenger RNA of Canariomyces notabilis, 1317 nucleotides long. RefSeq lists its product as uncharacterized. The transcript has 2 exons. The record is from RefSeq and is a predicted model, not a curated record. NCBI's taxonomy places the organism in Eukaryota, Fungi, Ascomycota, Sordariomycetes, Sordariales, Chaetomiaceae. Bases 1 to 1317 code for a protein of 438 amino acids.